Balaenoptera musculus (blue whale) is the source of this 9327-nucleotide messenger RNA. It is a transcript of the gene ZHX3, whose product is annotated as zinc fingers and homeoboxes 3. Gene Ontology annotation, biological process: regulation of transcription by RNA polymerase II. The transcript has 5 exons. Bases 471 to 3329 code for a protein of 952 amino acids. Gene Ontology annotation, molecular function: DNA binding; DNA-binding transcription factor activity, RNA polymerase II-specific. Gene Ontology annotation, cellular component: nucleus. The record is from RefSeq and is a predicted model, not a curated record. NCBI's taxonomy places the organism in Eukaryota, Metazoa, Chordata, Mammalia, Artiodactyla, Balaenopteridae.
GCCCUACCUCCAGGAGCGGCGGAAAAGCAGAGACUUUCCAAUCGAGCCGACCUAAACCUUCCUGGCUUUGCUCCUAGCUCGCUGUGUGACUGUUGAUGCCCUGGUGGAGCGGAAGCGGGGUCAAUACCUCCACUGGCCAGCAGAGGGCAGGCGAUGACCAGCCUUCUCGCCCAGUUGCGCAUCCUCUCCGCCGGCAGGCGCCAAGAGGGAAACAGGACUGGAUACAACUGCAGAAGCAACAAGUGAACCUUUAAAGAUGCAUAUGGGGCUGCACAAAGAGAAGAGAGAAACUGGAGAAACCAAGGAAAUGAGGAAAAAGUUUAAUAGGGAAAACCUGCUUUCUGCAAACAACUGAAAAAGCCGCCCUUGGAAGCUGUUUCUUUGGGCCUCAUGGAGCAGCUGGAACCUGUGCUGUGAGGCCCCCGACAGGAGGAACUGUCGCCCACUGAUCACCCAGCGCGGCUAUCGCCAUGGCCAGCAAGAGGAAGUCCACCACCCCGUGCAUGAUCCCCGUGAAGACUGUGGUGCUGCAGGACACCGGCGCCGAGGCCCCGCCCGCGGAGCCCGUGCCCGAGGGGCCCCCGCAGGAGCCACCCCCAGAAGUUCCCACCGCCAGCGGCGAGGCCACCCAGGGCGCCAGCAGUCCGGACAGCGCCGCACUGGCCAACGGGCACUGGAGCACCUUGGACGGCUACACAUAUGCCUGUAAAUGCUGUGACUUCAGAUCCCAGGACAUAACCCGGUUUGUGGGACACCUGAGCUCAGAGCACACAGACUUUAGCAAAGACCCAAACUUUGUAUGCACUGAAUGCAGUUUUCUGGCAAAAACUCCCGAGGGGCUUUCUCUGCACAAUGCCAAGUGUCACUCGGGGGAAGCCAGCUUUGUGUGGAAUGUGGCCAAGCCAGACAAUCAUGUUGUCGUGGAGCAGAGUGUCCCCGAGAGCACCAGCCCUCCCGACCCGUCGGGGGAGCCAAACAUGGAAGGGACGGAUGGACAGGCGGAAAUCAUCAUCACCAAAACUCCAAUCAUGAAGAUAAUGAAAGGCAAAGCCGAAGCCAAAAAAAUUCACACGCUCAAGGAGAACGUCCCCAGUCAGCCUUCUGGGGAGGCCUUACCGAACCCUUCGUCCGGGGACACGGAGGUGAAAGAGGGGGACCACGCCUUUGUCAACGGGGCAGCCCCGGUCAGCCAGGCCUCUACCAACUCCGCAAAACCCCCGCACUCGGCCAACGGGCCCCUGCUGGGGACGGUGCCGGUGCUGCCUGCGGGCAUCGCCCAGUUCCUCUCCCUCCAGCAGCCGCCCCCGCACGCCCAGCACCACGCCCACCAGCCCCUGCCCACGGCCAAGUCCCUCCCCAAAGUGAUGAUCCCCCUGAGCAGCAUUCCCACGUACAACGCGGCCAUGGACUCCAACAGCUUUCUGAAGAACUCUUUCCACAAGUUCCCCUACCCAACCAAAGCCGAGCUCUGCUAUUUGACUGUGGUCACCAAGUACCCGGAAGAACAGCUCAAGAUCUGGUUCACCGCCCAGAGGCUGAAGCAAGGUAUCAGCUGGUCCCCGGAGGAGAUUGAGGACGCCCGGAAAAAGAUGUUCAACACGGUCAUUCAGUCCGUCCCUCAGCCCACAAUCACUGUCCUCAACACCCCGCUGGUUGCCAGUGGCGGCAACGUCCAGCAUCUCGUCCAGCCCACUCUGCCUGGCCACGUGGUGGGCCAGCCAGAGGGCACAGCCGGGGGACUUCUGGUCACUCAGCCACUGAUGGCCAACGGGUUGCAGGCACCCAGCUCAUCUCUCCCCCUGGCAGUCACAUCUGUCCCCAAGCUGCCCGCUGUUGCGCCCAUUAACACUGUGUGUUCAAAUACAACGUCUGCCGUGAAGGUGGUGAAUGCUGCCCAGUCCCUCCUCACGGCGUGCCCCAGCAUCACCUCCCAAGCCUUCCUGGAUGCCAGCAUCUACAAAAACAAGAAAUCUCACGAACAGCUGUCAGCUCUGAAAGGGAGCUUCUGUCGGAACCAGUUCCCAGGACAGAGCGAAGUUGAGCAUCUGACCAAAGUGACCGGCCUCAGCACCCGUGAGGUGCGGAAGUGGUUCAGCGACCGCAGGUACCACUGCCGGAACCUGAAGGGCUCCAGGGCCGGGCUGGCCGGGGAGCACGGCACCCUCCUCGUCGACUCUGUGCCCGAGGUGCCCUUCUCCCUGGCGUCCAAGGCCCCGGAGGUGACCUGCCUCCUGACAGCGGCCACCCCGGCUACCCCCCCUUCUGCCAAGCGACAGUCCUGGCACCAGACCCCCGACUUCACACCAACCAAAUACAAGGAGCGGGCCCCCGAGCAGCUCAGAGCCCUGGAGAGCAGUUUUGCACAAAACCCCCUUCCUCUCGACGAGGAACUGGACCGCCUGAGGGCUGAGACCAAAAUGACCCGCAGGGAGAUUGAUGGCUGGUUCUCAGAGAGACGGAAAAAAGUGAGUGCCGAGGAGGCCAAGAAGGCUGAGGAGGGCGCCUCUCAGGGGGAGGAGGAGGCCGCCGAGGACGAGGGGGAGGAGGGCUCGGCCAGGGACCCGAGGGUCCCCGGGGAAGACGGCUCCCUGGAAGCGCCCGGCAGCCACGUGCUGGCAGAACGCAAAGUCAGCCCCAUCAAGAUCAACCUCAAGAACCUGCGAGUCACGGAGGCCAACGGCAAGGGCGAGCUCCCGGGGCUGGGCGCCUGUGAGCCCGAGGACGACACGCCCAGCAAGCCAGCGGAGCAGCUGCCGGGCAAGGUGAGCUGCAGGAAGACGGCCCAGCAGCGGCACCUGCUGCGGCAGCUCUUCCUGCAGACGCAGUGGCCCAGCAACCAGGACUACGACUCCAUCAUGGCCCAGACGGGCCUGCCGCGGCCCGAGGUGGUGCGCUGGUUCGGGGACAGCAGGUACGCCCUGAAGAACGGCCAGCUCAAGUGGUACGAAGACUACAAACGGGGCAACUUCCCCCCCGGGCUGCUGGUCGUCAGCCCCGGCAACCGGGAGCUGCUGCAAGACUAUUACGCGACCCACAAGAUGCUGUACGAGCAGGACCUGCAGAGCCUCUGCGACAAGACCCAGAUGAGCGCCCAGCAGGUCAAGCAGUGGUUUGCCGAGAAGAUGGGCGAGGAGACCCGGGCCGUGGCCGACAUGGGUGGUGAGGGCCAGGGCCCCAGCGACCCUGCAGCAGUUCACAAAGGGAUGGGCGACACCUAUUCAGAGGUGUCCGAAAACAGUGAGUCAUGGGAGCCCGGUGCCCCUGAGGCCAGCUCAGAGCCCGUUGACACGCCGAGUCCCCAGGCUGGACCUCAGCUGGAAACUGACUGAACCGGAACCGACGGCUGUGAAGGCCUGGCCAGGGCGGCCGCCCUCCACGUGGAAGGGCCUGACCCCUCUCUGCUGCCAUGGGCCGCUGCCGUACCCAGCCCGCCAGGCUCACACAGGUCUCCACGCGGCCAAGCCUGCCGCCGCCCGCACCCGGCCCGCCACCCGGCCCGCCACCCCAGCGAGCAGGGAGGAGCGUCUGUCAGUUCUUCCGCCCACAAUGUAGGACCUUUCCUUUGCCUUCCAGUGGAUAAAUAGUUCAGAUUUCAUAUUCAUAGACACAGAAUCAAGUUUUUAACAUAUAAAUCUGCCUAUACACAUUUAAUAAAACAUCAGAUUAUAAACACUUCCAUUACAUAGAAACUUUGGUUAGCAAAGCAGUACAUGGUCUUUUACAUCAUCUCUGGAAAUGCCCCAUGUCUGUUCUCUGGAGAUCGCUGGGCUGCGUGUUCCCGCACCUUCCACGGUCAGGCCGGGGUUAUCACACGCUCAGAACCGCACCUGCAACCGCUGGGGCCCCCUCUGCGCUCCUCCAGGAAGGCGGCACCUUUGAAUAGACCUCUGCUCCUUAAGCGGUGACCAGCAACAUUGCAUAGCAGGUUUGCCUCGCCUUACGGGAUGAUCGGUGCAGAACCCGCUGUUACCCGCAGUUCAGAAAACUGACCUGUGAUUAGUGUUUGAUGCUUACCACUCUCGUAAGUUGUUACAGUAAUUCUGCUUUUUCAUGGGAGUUUGAAUCAUGGACCAUAACUCUUCAGUGAUCAGAUCAACUAAAGAAACAUUUGUUAUUAAGCCUAAUGUACUGACCUAUGUGCCGCCUUUUUUUUUUUUUUUUUUUUUCAGUCUAGACACGUUUAGAGGAAAAUUGACAAGCGAAACAGGGAUGGGGGAUGGGAGUGAAGGCACACAGCCGCUGGGGCUCUCUCUGCCCUCUAUCCACCCUCACUCCUGAGCCGUCUCUGGUUUGGGAAGGAAGGCCCACGCUCGCCUGGUUAGACUGAGAGCUGGCGGGAUUCGGGGACUUCUCGGAAUUAUCGGAGCCGGGUGGCCCUCAGCACAAAGACCUGCAUGUGGAGUUCCCAGCAGAAGACCCAGAGUCCUCCUGGCCCCCGUGCCUGGGGCCUGGUUGGCAUGCUGGACAUCGCUGGACAGGUCCUUGUGAGGAUGUUUUUAAAGUUCUAUAUUUAUAUCCCCAAACUUGGAAACAGGAUCUCUGUCUACUUUAGCUUAACCCUCAUAUCCAUCUUUUUAAUUGAGAAAAGUCACAGGAAAAGGUGCCUUUGAAACACUGAGAAACUUGCCUACAAAGCUGUGCUAAACGGUAAAUCCCUAUCUCCCCGAGACCGGCUGCCCUGAGAGCAGCAGGUAAAGAGGGGGCUGGCAAAGGUGCAUCACCUCCCAGAAACCACCUGCUUCUCAGAGCACCAAGGCCUCGGAGACCCCAGAGAGAGGGCAGGGGCUUUGGGCAAGAAAUACAGGGGGGUGGGGGCUGUUCGGCACGGUCCUUCUCCCCCACCCCACCCCCCGGGAACUGGGCCGGGCAGGCACCUCGCGGGUUUGGCUCUGAGCACAGAGAUGGGGGUUGCGCCUCCUGCCUCCAGGAGAGGCUUUUCUUCGUAAACCAAAAGCCCUUGCACCAUUGUUCUUCUAAAGUGUCUCCUCUCGCUUGCCCUGUCCCGUUAGGGACCACCUCUUCUUUGUUUCAAACAGGUGACUUGUGAGGACUUGGCAAGUUUGGCAGCCUGUUUUUGUAUCCUUUCCAUAUUUAGCCCCAAGGCCUCUUUGCGGAAUUGCCCAGAAUGGCGAGUGAUUGCCUUCCUUCAGAGAACAGACACCUAGAACUUUUCCUGUAGUGGUUAUGUACAUGCAGAUUAAUUUAUAUGUAUCCAUAUACAGCACAGAUACUCGUUUGAUGCUUUACUCGUGACGCGUACGCCUGACGUGGCACGUGGGUGUUGGGGAGAGCAGCCCGUGUCGGGGAGUUGCUGGGGAGGCCGGGGCGGCCCCGCGCGAAGCCACCUCCGAGUGUCCGCGACACCACCCUGCCGGCGUCACUCCCAGAGCCCUGCGUGCCCCGGCCGAGGGCCGUGUCUUUACAGAGGAGUUUCUUGGUUAUUUUAUUUGUAUUCACGUCAUUUACAACCCAAACAGCGAAACAGAAAACAUAAAUUACAUGGUGGACAGGUUCACGCAGGACAUAGGGCCCCGACCUCAGCACCAGCUCGUCCUUAAAAGGUGGAAGCGUCACGGUGCUGCCCGCGGGCAGGUUUUGCUCACAGGCGUCAGCCUGCCCGCUAGCCAGGGCCACCCCCCAAACGGCGAGACUGCCCAGGCUGGACAGACCCUCCUCCUUCCUUUGCUCUCGGACCCGAGUGACUAAGGAAUGAGGUGAUGGAGACAGAAAUGGUUGGUUCAUCGUGCAGGUGCCUAAAGGGACGUCGCAGCAGGUACCCAGGGCCCUGGGGGCAAAACCAGGAACACAGCCAACCGGCUACAGAGACGCAGGCACAGCAGCCCGGAGCCGGCGCGUGCCAGAGUUCGGUGGGGAUGCAGGACGGCCGCAGCCAGCCCCGUGGCCAGGGAGGUCACCACGGUUUGUGCCCCACCCAGGGUUAGACUGUGCUGCUGCCUUCAGGAGAGGGCAGGCUGUGGGCUCUAGAGUUGAGGGAAGUAGGGUGGGGUUAGUCUCUCCCAAAGAAAAAGCUUGUUUUGUAAGGUGACUAAUCUUUCCCCUCUUCUCUGUAUGCACUUGGACUCAUCAGAGAUGGUGAAAUAUGUCAGUGUUUCUUGUUGCCUGUGUCUUGUACGUGUUUGGUUUAUUAUAUUUUUUACAUGGGGUUGUAGAUCCAGUUUUAAUAGGUGUGCCCAGAUCACCAUUCUGAUAAAGGAAACAUGGAUUUAUGAUACAGAUACUUUGCAUACUUUGAUUACGUAUAUUAAUUCUUGACUAUUGAGGAGCUUUGUGAUUUGGAAGGCGGGCUCUCGUUUUCCUGAGUCGUGGGCUCCUGAAGUGGAAAGCCUGGCUGGAGGACUCGUGGCACCUGGGGUGGGUGGCCCUGUAUGACUUGGAGCUCCUUUUGCAGCCAAGUGCCCGCCCUGCUGUCGGGAAGCAAAGGUGGGAGGUGGGUGAGGGUCGGUGGUACCUGCAGGCUCCCGAAUGCGCUCACGGCCCUGGGAGGCCGUCCCACCGGGAAGUCUCAGCAUGUUCUCCAGGCCGAGAUGUGCGUGCCAUGGGUUUUGUCCUGCUCAGUCCGUGGUCCCGUGGCAGGUCCUGUGACCCCCCUCUCCCCCGUGUGCCAGGCUGCCUUCCACAGAGGCUUAGCAUCGCCCUUUUAGUGCACCUCCUCACCCACAGCUCCCUGCUUGUGCCGCCCUGCCUUGGGCCCGGUUGCCUCUUGUCUUCCUGCGCUCUUCUCGGACCAGAAUCCUCGGGUUGGAGUGGCUUUGUCUAUUCAGACAUCGCAGCCCAAGUGGAUAAAGGCACUUUGCAGGAGAGGAGAACCAGCCCAGAAGAAAACCUUAAACAAACCAAACCUGGAGUUUGGGCUUUUCCUAAAGUUUCUUCCCCCUUUUUCCUCACUCAGACUUUACCUGGGGCAGGUUAUUGGUUUGACUCACCUUUUGUAUUAUGUCUAGAUUGUCCUGUAUCCCAUUGAUUGGCAAGGCUCAGUUAUGUGCUGGAGAAGAAAAGUCCCCUAGACACGUAAAGGUCCGCGUGGCCAGCCCUUCCAGGCGGAAGCCGGCAGCCUGCCCGGGUCAGGAGAGUAACGGGGCUCCAUCCUCCCCACUCCCACUGGAGGCCCCUCUCCAGCUCUCCUGAACCGGCUUCCUUCGCCUCCUUUCUCGGGAGCACAGGCCCUCCCAGCCUUCCUGCCCGGGACUGGGGGGCCAUCUCCGUGUGACUGGGGGAGCACCUGCCCUCACAGAAGCUCCAACACCCAGAGAAGUGGGGAGUGUGGAGCCCAUGCCCUCUCCUGAACGGGCCCCUCCCGGAGCAAGGCUUCAGUCUGUUUUGUCUCCUGUGGUCCAUUCAUAGUAGCCGAGCCGUGCAACAACGCUGGGGCUGAGGCGGCUGCAGGCAACCUCUCAACCAAGGGUUGGAUGCUGACUUGGGCCGAGUGAGUGGAGGGUGGAGGUGGGGAUCAUAGAACUGCUGGGCUUGCUGCCCGGCCCAGCUCUAGGUCUAGAUGGAACCCACGGACCUCGGUUGGAAGUCGUUUCUGCUGCAAUCUGUGUGUGUUCCCAGUGCCGUCACGCUGGGGAGGGGGCCGAGGGCUGACGGCAGCUCCCCCAGGUUGACCCAGAGUCCGAGCGGGAGGAGGAGCAGGUGGAACGCUCCCCCGGAGGGGGCGGGAGGCGCGCUCUGUGGUUCUUCAACCCUGAAGAACCGGUGACUUGCCUGUCAAUCCGGCCUCUCCUUUGCUUGGAGCCCCAGUCCUGCAGUCAGACUGGAGACCGACAGCCUGGACCCCGCGGGAACCAACCAUCCUACCUGAGCAGGGGUGGGGGCCCAGAGUGGGGGGGUGAGCAGGCGCCGCUGACCCUAUGGACAGGGGCGGGGCCAGCACCUGCUGCCUUGCGUUGUGACUAUCCUAUCUUGUGGUGUGCGGGACCGUGAGGAUUCCUGCGUUGCUGUCCUGGGCCCCAGGCUUUCACAGCCCUCAGGCUGCUCGGGCCAGAGCCCCACGGGGUGGAGGGGCUGUCUUCCCUCCGGCUGCAGGAGUCUCUCCUGCUGCCCACUCGGGGCAGGUGGCAGGCGGGGACCUGAGAGGGGUCUGCGUGCUUACCUGCCGUGAGCGCCCUUUCCUGAAUUCGGGAGCCGGGCUCCGCCGCGUGUGUGUUGAGUAGCUUUUCUUGGCUAAUGCUUUAUGACGUCUGUUCCUUCCCUUAAUGAGUGGUUUGAAGGCCCCCGAUGUGACCGGAGUUGGAGGUGGAAUGUCUCGGGUGGAGGCCGUCUGGAGUCGAGGAGCACAGGAAGCUGCAGGCCCGUGGUCUUUCUCAGGAGUCGGCGCAGAGCAGGCACCCGCAGAGGGGUGCCUGCUAAUCCUGUAAUUUGUGUUCAGAGAGAGACUGUCAUUCAUCCCCGGCCCCGGCUCCGGCCCGGCCCGGCCCGCGGCCCUGUCCUGCGGUUUGCUGCAGACGUGGCCCGGAGAGCCAGCGCCACCCUCAGCGGAUGCAGCCUGGUCGGCAGGCCACUGGGUGAUGCGGGCGGGGAGGGGUGCUCGCCCCCCGGCAGCGGGUUCCCACCCUGCUCCCCAGCACCGCCUUGUUCAGUGCGUCGGGAGGGCCGGACUGUGCCAUCGUUGUUGUUGGAAAGAGACCUUGUCCUCCCCCCCCAACCACGUGGUUGACUGAAAAGGUACUGAGUGGCGCGGCCUUUGUGCAAGUCGGGAAGAGGUUGCCAGAGGCCUGCAGGUUCCUGGUUUUCUGCCACCCACUACCGGUCUGGUCUUCAGCUCAGACCCUUUGUUCCCUGAGGGCGAGGGUAUCUGUGGAAGGGAGGCUGGAGAGGGCAGGGGCAGCUGGCUUGUGGUGCGCUUCCCGUCUCCCGGAGACGCCAAAGAAGCCAUCGUCUUGGUGCUAAGAGGCCACUGCCCGGCUUCUGUUUGUCCAGAGGGCCCCUCCUCCUGCAGUGGCUGCAUGUGAGAGACCAAACCGAGAGAGAGGCACAGGCACACUUUGGCUGUCACCGGGCCUGGCUGGAAGGGGGUUCUUUGCCCUGGGGAAAUGUUUUUAACAGAAAGAUGGAACUUGCCUUUGGACCGGGGCUGUGCCGGGGCAGGAGGGGUGCGCUGCCCUCUCCGGGCUGAGUCUCCGGGCCUCACAAGGUCCCCUGUGGGGAUGCUGCUAUUUCUAAGAUGCAAAUUGCACAUUUCCUAGAUUUUGUAUCUGUGGAUUUGGAUAAGGGAGGGGAACAGGGACAAACUGCUUGUACAAUUUGAAAUGGGCCGAAAUGGUACUGAAAAUCUUUCGAUUGCUCCUAAAUAAAAACGUAAACACA